This is a messenger RNA of Dioscorea cayenensis subsp. rotundata (Guinea yam), 1193 nucleotides long. RefSeq lists its product as uncharacterized. Gene Ontology annotation, molecular function: 2 iron, 2 sulfur cluster binding; nitrite reductase [NAD(P)H] activity. Lineage: Eukaryota; Viridiplantae; Streptophyta; Magnoliopsida; Dioscoreales; Dioscoreaceae. The record is from RefSeq and is a predicted model, not a curated record.
CAUACUUCGUGGCUCUCCCUGAAAACCUCAUCCUCGAGCUCCGUCCAUGGCCACAGCUUCAUACAAGCUCCACUCCACCGCCGCCGCCGGGGCGUUGCUCUUCUCCUCACCUCCCCAUCACCAGACAGCCCUCAUCCCUAUCCGCCGCCAUCCUCGCCUUCUGGCCCGACCUCUUCUCCGGUGCUUGACCUGCAAAGCCACGGAGGUCUCCCAGGGAGUGGAGCAAGAGGAGCCCGAGGUGAGUGAGAGCAGUGAGGGAAGCGGUGUGGGGGAAGGCUGGGUUCCGGUGGUGCCGCUGGCCGCGCUGCCCAGAGGGGAACGCCGGGUGAUCAUUCAGGACCGGGAGACCAUCCUGCUGCUUUGGUACAAGGAUGAGGUCUUCGCCAUUGAGAACCGCUCCCCUGCUGAGGGUGCCUACUCUGAGGGCCUUCUCAAUGCGAAGCUUAGCCAGGAUGGAUGCAUAGUUUGCCCAACAACUGAUAGCACAUUUGACCUUCGGACGGGUACAAUAAAGGAAUGGUAUCCCAAAAAUCCAGUACUAAGGGUCCUCACUCCUCCUUUAAGAUCGUUAUUUGUAUACCCUGUGAAGAUAGAUGGUGAGAAUAUCUAUAUUAGAACGGGUGGAGAGGCCAAAUCUGGAGGGGCUGCUGAGAUCGUUUUUAGUGGGAGAGCUCAACCUGGUUUUACUGCAACUGAUGUUAACGUGGAAGAGGUCAGGAUGGUGGUUGAUGAAAAUUUUGAGGGUUUUGGCUUUACUGGGAAGAAUGAAUUGCUAAAUGGGAAGGUGGCUAUUAUAGGCUUCUUAUUGUUGAUUGAUUUUGAGCUCUUGACGGGAAAAGGCCUUCUUAAGGGGACAGGAUUCUUGGACUUCCUCUAUUCCACUUUGAAUGCCUUCAGCUUGUCUUAGACAACCAUUUCAGACAAUUUGGCCUGUGGAACAUCAAUGGUGCAUCCCCUUGUUCUCUGGGAAGAUGAAGUUUGAUUUCUUGGAUUGUGUAUCGGUGCCGCUCAUGAUGGCAACGACAGGUUUUGCUAUUCUUUUCUCCAAACAAAUGUAUAGCAACCAUAAACACGCAUACACUUGUAUUCAUUUCCAUGGAAAUGUCUUUUAUAUAUAUAUAUAUAUAUAUAUAUAAAUUAUGUUUUUCAAACCUUAGCUGACCUUUGUAUAUCAUCAGAUAGAUGUAUUUAUA